GCAUCUCAACAGUUGGCGUUUGUCUCCGAAACUCCAAACUUCGCAUCGUCGUCUGUAUUACCCCGUAACCAACAGAAUUUCGGUCUUAAAAAUACUAGAAGAGAUUGAAUAGAAAGAAAACAAAAAAAACAGACAAUUAUCCGCCGAUAGUUUUACUCUAUUCUUUCAUUCAGUAAAAGAGUAGCGAAACUCCGUUUAUUUCCGGAGCUUUUUUCCUGCCAAGAAAUCGAACGCCCGCCAAGAAAUAUAAUCGGGCGUUCGAAAAGUUGAAGAUCUUCUUUGCGAUUCUUUCGCCUUCGAAGAAUGCAAUAGAAAAAAGCGAAGGAACAACCGACAGAUUCGGACAGAUCGUAUGAUAGCAAUUAUCAUCACCAUUGGUAUUCAUUGUCCGAAUAAACCAUCCGUCGUUUCCGAUGACGAACGGAUGCGAUAUUAUUGCGUGAAAAAAUCCGACAGUCACGCUGUGUUUGGAAUAAAUUUAAAUUUUAGACCGCAAUAGUUUCGAUGGCACGCAAACGCGACACGUCGGCAUUGACGCAAUAAUCGGGAGAUCCGAAGCGCGUAUAAAUCGCCAGAGAAGCGAAGCGUUAGGGACAGAAACUCGAGGAAUACCGGCGAAGAAGAUAAGGGAAAAUUUUCUUCCGCUUCCGGAUCUCCGCGCGUGCUACCGCCGCGUUCACCCUUCCACCUCCGGCGAAGGUUACGCGCUAACCCCCCGCAUCGAAGUAAUUCCGAACAGCUGUAACCGAUGAAGUAAUUAUUAAUUCGUUGAUUGAUCGAUAAACCGAGUAAGAUAUACAAAAGUGAGCAACCGCCGCUGUCGAAGGUUACGCGCCGCUUACCCCGCAUCGAAAUAUAUCUACGAACAGCUGUAACGAAUGAAGUAAUUAUUAAUUCGUUGACGGAUCGAUAAACUCUGUAAAAUACACAAAGUGAGCCGACGCCGCUGUCCAAGAAGGAGAACAACGUACGAAGAGACGCAGCGGGACAGAGAGAGAGAUAUAAAGAUAAAAAUUACACUUACGGAUAAAGUUUAAAAAAAAAAAAGCGAAAGAUUGAAAGAGAAAAAGAGAAAAAGAAAAAAAAAAAGAAUCGAGAGAAAUAAAUAGACGAGUAGACAUGCUGCCAGUUGUGUAAACUUCUUGUAAACUGGUGCCGGCGGUGUGGUGCGGCUUACAAGUUGAAAAAAAACCUUAAUGGCCGAUUCGUCGGGAACUGUACACGUGAUAUUAAAAUUUCCGAUGCUCCAACCCCCGUCCCCUCUUUUGGAGAUGGCGUCUCUCCGUUUGCCCGAUUCCGAGGAGUUUGACAUCGACACGCGACACAGAACGAACGUUAAUCAAGCAGUGCCGAUAACAAUAUCGUCCACGACGAGCACUGGAUCCUCGUCUGGUUCCGGUUUGCAAUCAGUUUCGGGUGUAACGUCGCAAGGGAACAACGAUCUGUUUAUCAAAGCAAGAAACGAACUCACGGAUUACAUCAGUAAUUCGUUGAUCGAUCUGGUUACCGAACAAACAUCACCCGGCUCCGGCUCAGCGAUGGAGGGUUCCUCCGUUGGAUUUUUAAACGCCAGCGAACUCGCGGCUAAUUUAUCCUCCGAUCAAAUACCUGACUUAUUUUACAGACACAGCAUGGCCAUGACGGCCGUAUACUGUGUAGCUUAUCUGCUCGUGUUUAUUAUUGGAUUAAUUGGUAAUAGUUUUGUGAUUGCUGUGGUUUACCGAUCGCCAAGGAUGAGGACUGUCACGAAUUUUUUCAUCGUUAAUUUAGCCGUUGCCGAUAUUCUCGUCAUCGUUUUCUGCCUGCCGGCAACCUUGAUGAGCAACAUCUUUGUCCCCUGGGUCCUGGGAUGGUGGAUGUGCAAAACCGUUCCCUACAUCCAAGGCGUAUCGGUAGCAGCUUCGGUCUACAGUCUCGUCGCUGUUUCGCUAGACAGGUUUCUCGCUAUCUGGUGGCCGCUGAAGUGUCAGAUAACAAAACGAAGGGCUAGAAUGAUGAUAGUCGUGAUAUGGUUCAUCGGUUUAACGACGACGCUCCCAUGGCUGAUAUUCUUCGACUUGGUUGUGAUAUUCGAUUUCGCACCCGACGUCCAAUUGUGCCUAGAGGUCUGGCCGGAGCCCUUGGACGGUUCAUUAUUUUUCCUCGUUGGGAACAUGAUGCUCUGUUACGUCCUCCCCAUGAUUCUGAUUUCCAUGUGUUACGUAUUGAUAUGGAUCAAGGUAUGGAAAAGGCACAUUCCCAACGACACUAAGGACGCCCAGAUGGAGAGAAUACAGCAAAAGUCGAAAGUCAAAGUCGUCAAGAUGCUCGUAGUGGUGGUGAUACUGUUCGUUCUAUCCUGGUUGCCGCUCUACAUGAUAUUCGCCCGCAUCAAAUUGGGCGGUCAAAUCGACGAAUGGGAGGAGGAAAUAAUCCAAACGGCGACCCCCAUAGCUCAGUGGUUGGGUUCGAGCAAUUCCUGCAUAAAUCCGAUCCUCUACGCGUUUUUCAACAAAAAGUACCGCCGCGGUUUCAUGGCGAUAUUGAAGAGCGGACGUUGCUGCGGUAAAUUGCGUUACUACGAAACCGUAGCCAUGAUAUCCUCGUCGACGAGCGUUAGGAAGUCCUCUUAUUACGUAACGAACAAUAAUUCAUCGACCAGAAGAGCGGCGGCGGCCGCCGCCGCCCACGCCCCGCCCGUUCACCAGGACAGCAAUGUCUCCUACAUCUUCAACCACACCGGGGUUUAAGGAUCUUAUAUUAUGAAAAUCCAGGAUUUUUAAGGCGUCGUUACUUAUCCGCAGUAACCGGACUUUGCAUACGUGCGCGUCGGAGUUGAAUUCGCCCCCGCGUCGGAAUGUGCGCAGGCCAGGGGAACCGCUGGAUCCGAAGAUUAUGCGACGAUCGUAUUUCGAGGGAGCUGAACAAAAAAAAAAAAAGAGCGAGAAAAGAUAAUGGAAAUAAAAACAUCAGCGAUAACUCUGAAAAUACGAAUACGAUCGUUAACGGUUUGUUCUCGGUCCAGAAAUCGUUGAAGAGUCGAGAUUUGCCACGGAAAAAAGUUCCUUUCGUUAUUUCACCACUAAAUAUUAAUAGGAGUAUUGUAUAAAAAAAAAAAAAAAAAAAAACAAAAAACAAAAAGAAAUAAAAUAAAAUAAGAGAAAUAUUUUACAUCGGCCGGAGACAACAUCGUGGAACCGACCAUCGGUAUAAAAUGCAAUAAUUAAUAAGGCGGUGGGUCUUGUUUCGUUCUUUGAUUUUUUUUUUUUGGUUUGUUUUCAACGUCAUUACGAUCUUAACGAGAACCGGAGAAGAAGUGAAUAAAACGCUAUAAUUACCGUUCGAGAUGUAAAUAUGUAUUACCACUACACUAAUUUCAAUUAGAAGUAUGCAUUAAACUAUAAUACAUGAAUUGAUUUGUACGAAUGUGCUCACAUUGAAAUGCUACACAUUCACGUGGGACCUUAUCGCGUAUCGUACACAAGUAUAUGCAGUUAGAUAUUAUCAUAUGUAUAACGACACGCCCACGCGUAUAAUAUUUGUGCGUUAGAAAAAUAUAUAUUACAUAUUCCGUUUUACCGGUAUAUGAAUUGAUCUUGAAAUUGAAAUGUGUUGGGCGCCAUUCGACGGAAUUACGUCGAAAAAAUGUAAGAACUCCGGAAUCUCAGGGCGUUGUCGGUCGAAUAAAAAGAGAACGCGAUCGACUCUUAUUUCACGAAGGCAAAUGAUUUGCGGCAAAUGACACGUGCUUUCCAAUGACGAAAACGAAAUUUCCUUCAUUCGAUAUUCAAGGAAUAAUUUUUCGCUAACAAUAUUUCAAAGGAUCUUUUCUAUCGGGAACCCACACGGAUCGGAGGAUCGCUCUUACGAAUUGAGACGGUGGUGUAGACAACGGACGAUCAAAUCCCUUUUGUAAUCUUAUAACAUUGAUGAUUUCAAUGCUCGCAUUGCUUCAAUCCACGUGUCAACGAGAGCUGUAUCAAUCUCCACGAAAAAUCAUUCCCAUUCGUCAAAUUUUCGGACAAUUCUUUUUUACGUGGGAAGACCAAUGAGCACGUUAGCUUUCUCAAUCAAUCAGUCGAGAGUUAUCGACGUUCAGAUUGCGAGCGAUUCAUUAAAUAAAUGCAAGUGAUACGUUACGUACUAGUUCGAACAUGUGUGCGUGUGUGUUCAACGUUAACUAAAUAUUUGAUUAAUGACAAAAUUAUAGUGAUAUUACAUCGGGCCAUGUCGCAACAUAUAGACGGAAGAAUUAAUCGUGGAUAUUUGUUUGGCCGAUAUAUAAUAAUAGCGUAAUUAUGUAUGAUUGUGUAUACGUACGUACGUACGUAUGAACAUGCGAAAGCACGGCGUGCAGCUGUAACAUUACACAUACCUGUAUACAUUUCGUCGUUAAGUUGAUAUACUAUGCAUAUGAUAAUAUAUUCUUGGUAAAUUAUAUAUAUAUAAAUAUAUAUAAUAGGUACAUUAUAUUCCAUAAACCGCAAAAUAUAUAUUAAAAACCCACAAGCAUAUAAUAUUGUUAUUACAAUACUAUUGAUAAUAUUUAACGCGUCAUAUCCGAUACAUAUAAAUGUAACGUAUGAUUGGCUAGACCGUUUUACGUAAUUGCAUUCUACCGUAAUUAAUCCGCAACGCGCACAUUUCGUACAAAACAUUUUUCCAUUAGAAUAGUAUAAUUAACAACUGUGUGCCGUUCGAUUUUGAAGAUGAAAAAAAAAAAAUGAAAUGAAAUGAAAUAAAAAAAUCAAUGGAAAACAAGAGAAAUUUACACCGUACGGUGAAUCGUUCGUGAUAUGAUGGAAAUCUGAAGAAUGAAUUUUGAAAACGAAAAUAACUACGUGCUGAUCAGAUAUAUUAUAGAUUUAAAUUAGGUAGCCAAACGGUGUGAUGAUUUUCAUUGUCAUAUCGUUAUCGACAUUGAAAUUUUCUUUGGUUUAUAUUUAAUGUUCGUGUCAUCGCCGCUUUUGCCAUACGUUAGAGUAUUGCCAGUGAAGUUUAUUGUUCGUUAAUUGAUUGGGGGUUACCUAUUAUCACUUCUGCGAUUAUGAUAAUUUUCUUAUUUUCUUUCAGUUUUUCUUACGUAGUCACGUAGGAUGUAAAUUUAUAAUAAUUAAACGCCUGUAGUGUAUUACACAAUUAUUACCAUAAUGAUGAAUUUGGAAGUAUCUGAAGAAGAUGAAAAGUGCGAUUUGUCAACUUCGAGAGAAAUUGUUAGGAUCGCUGUUGAAGAUCAGCAUUUGAAAAAAUCCUCGUAUACGUAUAGCGUAUUACAAUCGCUUCCUUUUAUCCCUUGAACUACGCAAUUUAUUAUCGGCAAGAUAGAUAUUUUUCAAAUACAGCCAUACGCGUAUACAUGAAUACUCAACUAACCGUAAUAAAAAAAUCAGUGCGGCUAUGACAUUACAGUGCAUCUACAUCCAUACUAAAUACAUACGUAGAUAUACAUUUGUAAUCGAUGAUUCUCAUCAUUUUUUUUUUAUUUCUGUCAACUACGAUACGUUACACAGUCAUAUAACACGCAUAUACACCAGACAGUCCGAUAUAAAAAUAAUUCCUCUCCCAAAACUAAAAAAAAAAAUCACAUUUUGACAAUGAAGUCAAAUGAGCAAAUAAAGAAACGCAAGAAUCUCGCAGCAAAAGAAAUGCGGUGCGCGGUCGUUGUUGUAAAUCAGAAUGAAUCUGAGACGUGGAUACCAGCGAAAGGGGUUGUGUAGGCGGCCGGCCCGUUCGGGGUUGAAGGAGAAGACCAAGCCGCGAAGUAAUUCGAUAUCAUCAGCGACUCUGUAGAGACCUGUGCGUUCGCGUAGAGCGGAAUCGGCUGUUAGCUGCGCGGGGCAGCGAGUUCGGCGAGCGCGUUGUUCGUCGAGCAAGUAAUUGCAUUCCUAAUUGCGACCCUCACGGAGUGUCAUUUGCACGCUACCGGCCUAUACCUCCGCCACUUAUACACGCGGUGGUGUAGCUAUGAGGCCCGCCCCUCCUCCUCUCGCCCUCUACAGCCGCGGAAUAGAAUAGCUGAAAGUGGCGUCAGUUUGUUCACGACAGCACUACACAAAUCCCGGAUCUUUUUAAUUACGGGACGGUGCUCCCGCUCCAUAGGUAUACACGUAUAUAUUGAAAAAUACCGCGGGCUUCGGAGACUUCAUUUUCGAGGUCAUGGACACCACUUCGUUGUCAUCGACAAUACUUUCGACUUUGGGUAGAAAAAGUUCCCCACCGAGACGUUCGGGACAUCUUUCUGCCGUUACCUACUGAGAAUAUAACUCGACGAAAAAUAUAGUUUUCUUUUUCUCAGACAUUCUUUUCUUUCGCGUCAAACGUUUUUGACGUUUCCAAAUUAUCUGCGUAUUGUAUUCGAGUAAAACUUCGCAAAUCACUGGUACAAUGCACGAUCCAUAUAGAUAAUGUAAUCAUGUAUCGAGACCGCGUUAGAUGAAACACCGACGAUAAAUAAAUAAAUUCAAAACCAAAAAGAAAAAAAAGGUACAAAAAAAAAUGCACUUAAUUUGCUAUUUGUUAAAAUCCCUUGUACGCGUGUUCGAAUUCAUCGCAGCUUUGGCAAGAGUUUGGAAACCAAUAGCGAGCUUGAGAUGUGUACGUAUUUUUGAGAGAAGAAAAAUACAAAUAAAUUAAAAUAAAAUAGAUGAGUAGAUGAAGAAAAAAAUAAUAGAAAUGAUAAUUCGAUUUUUCGAACGAAUUUCGUAUCUGUAGGAAGAGUGAAUUUCUAAUCGUUUGUAUGGAAUUUGAAAAUUUCUGUAGCACCCAAACUGUCACGCGUGCGGAUCCCACUGCCACGAUGAUCGUCUCUAAUUUUGAAUCAGGUAUAAUUGGGACUACACGAUAAAAUAAAGAAAUAGAAAAUGCCUUUCUCCGUUUUUGUUUAACUUACAUGAAUUUUAGGAGGUGGAUAAAAAAAAGAACAACCUUUUUUCUUUUAACCACGACGAAAUCGAACAUCCACCGCGUGUAGCGUGAACAUCGUUUAAUGGAUAUAAAAUGGAAACUUUACUUAAUAAUUGUAUGAAAAUAACCAAAGUAAGUCAUGUGCGUGAUAAAAAAAAAGCUACCUACCCAAUUUAUCAAGUUAUCCUUUAUUUAUUUAUCUUUAAUUAUUUUCUUGUUCUUUUCUUCGUCAUAUUUUCCAAACGAUGAAAAUUCGUUUCAUUGAAAGUUGACUAUAAAUAUAAUUAUGAGUAUCGUCUCUGAAAUCAUAUUUGCAAUUUACGUAUGCCAUACAUAUAUAUUUAUAUGUAAGUAUUACAUGUAUGUGUAUUAUAUGUAUAUUGAUCCUGGCAUACCAUUUUUCCUGCAUUGCGGAAAAUACCGGCACAGUAAGUAAAAAAAGAUAACGUGAAGAAACAGAAAUUUAUAACGUUGAAAUAAACUAAAAUUCAAUAAAACGGAAGAAAGAGAAGAAAAAAAAAUAUAGAGAAGAUCUUUUUCUGCCAUCGUCGUCCAGGUAUUUGCCGCGAACUGCCGAUACGACGUAUGUGUAUUCCUGUAAUAAUUCUUAUACAUAUCUACAAUAAUCUAUUUACAUUAAAAUAUUUUAACGUAUUGAAAUAUUUCGUAAAUUAUAAGUGCCUGCGAGUGAUUAUUAAUUAAAAUGAUUAGUAUACGAGAAAAUACAUUUGCGACUAAAUGAUUAUCGUCAUUAUUAUUAUUAAUUAUUGUUCUCAAUGAAUGUCCUUGUUGUUAUUGAAAAAAGAACAGUUAUCAUUAACAUUGAAAUUAUAAUUAUCACAAAACUUGUGUACGUCAAGUUUUUUUUUUUUUAUAAAUAACAAAAAUUGCAAGCGAAUAACAAUUUAUACAUCAUUUAUAACUCAUAUGAUAUUUUCUAUAUAACAAUUCGCAGAGAUUAUGUAAUAACUAUUAGUUCACGGUUUUACGCAUAAUACCAUAAAUACGAGUACAUACUCGAUAAUAUGUCAUCUACAUUAUACGCAUGAGAUGCCACCGUUUCAAUACUAAUUGAUUUCUACAUUUUCAUUUUUUGUCUGUUCUUAUGGUUAAAUUUCAAUAUUUCUGUAACACACAGUUGCAUGUAACACGUAAUAUAUGUUUAAUAAUACAGAACGGAUUGAAUAUUUAUUAUACGACAUAGAGAAUAUACCUAUAUUUUUUUUACAGUUGUAAUCGGUGUACUGGACAAACAAAAUAAUUAAUACAAAACCAGAAAAAAAGGAGAAAAAUGAAAAAAAAAAAAAAAUCGAACAAAGACAAUGUAAAAUUAAAUAAAAAAGUAAUCACUAUAUUUUUAAAAAUAGUCUGUACAGUAUAAUCGUUGUACUUUUGAUGACGGCUUACCUACAAUAUUUAUAAAGAAAAAAUGUGUAGAAAAUGGUUAUUAAACAAUCCCAAUAGAAAUUUUCAACCAUA
Molecule: messenger RNA, 8361 nt
Organism: Athalia rosae (coleseed sawfly)
Lineage: Eukaryota; Metazoa; Arthropoda; Insecta; Hymenoptera; Athaliidae
Product: neuropeptide SIFamide receptor
Exons: 3
Coding region: 1197-2729 (510 amino acids)
Biological process (GO): G protein-coupled receptor signaling pathway
Cellular component (GO): membrane
Molecular function (GO): peptide binding; neuropeptide Y receptor activity
Source: RefSeq, a predicted model, not a curated record